Molecule: messenger RNA, 1969 nt
Organism: Tupaia belangeri chinensis (Chinese tree shrew)
Lineage: Eukaryota; Metazoa; Chordata; Mammalia; Scandentia; Tupaiidae
Gene: SLC35B2
Product: solute carrier family 35 member B2
Exons: 3
Coding region: 202-1377 (391 amino acids)
Biological process (GO): transmembrane transport; 3'-phosphoadenosine 5'-phosphosulfate transport
Cellular component (GO): Golgi membrane; endoplasmic reticulum membrane
Molecular function (GO): 3'-phosphoadenosine 5'-phosphosulfate transmembrane transporter activity
Source: RefSeq, a predicted model, not a curated record
GAGGAGUCGCCAGGCUCUUCUCCGGUGUGGUCCCUUCUGGAGGGCCGAGGGGCUGCGGACGCGCACCCGAAUCCUUAGGACCAAUGUCUCUGCAGGUGGUGGGCAGUGGUGGUUCUGGCUGCGCUCCCUUCCCUGGGGGCAGGCGGAGAGACUCCUGAAGCGCCUCCGGAGUCGUGGACCCAGCUAUGGUUCGUCCGCUUUAUGGUGAAUGCUGCUGGCUAUGCCAGCUUCAUGGUACCUGGCUACUUCCUGGUGCAGUACUUCAAGCGCAAGAACUACCUGGAGACAGGCAGAGGUCUCUGCUUCCCCCUGGUGAAAGCAUGUGUGUUUGGCUACGAGCCCAAGGCCUCCGAUGAGGUUCCCCUGGCUCCCCGGACAGAGACAACAGAGACCACCCCCACUUGGCAGGCCCUGAAGCUGCUCUUCUGUGCCUCCGGGCUCCAGGUGUCUUACCUGACUUGGGGUGUCCUGCAGGAACGAGUGAUGACCCGCAGCUAUGGGGCCACAGCCACAUCACCGGGUGAGCGCUUCACGGACUCACAGUUCCUGGUGCUAAUGAAUCGUGUGCUGGCCCUGAUUGUGGCUGGUCUCUACUGCAUCCUCUGCAAGCAGCCCCGGCAUGGGGCACCUAUGUACCGGUACUCCUUUGCCAGCCUGUCAAAUGUGCUUAGCAGCUGGUGCCAAUAUGAAGCUCUCAAGUUUGUCAGCUUCCCUACCCAGGUGCUGGCCAAGGCCUCUAAGGUGAUCCCUGUCAUGCUGAUGGGAAAGCUGGUGUCUCGGCGCAGCUACGAACACUGGGAGUACCUGACUGCUGGGCUCAUCUCCAUUGGGGUCAGCAUGUUUCUGCUAUCCAGUGGGCCAGAGCCCCGCAGCUCCCCAGCCACCACUCUCUCAGGCCUCAUCUUACUGGCAGGCUACAUUAUUUUUGACAGCUUCACCUCAAACUGGCAGGAUGCCCUGUUUGCCUAUAAGAUGUCAUCGGUGCAGAUGAUGUUUGGGGUCAAUUUCUUUUCCUGCCUUUUUACAGUGGGCUCCCUGUUAGAGCAGGGUGCCCUCCUGGAGGGGACUCGCUUCAUGGGGCGACACAGCGAGUUCGCUGCUCAUGCCCUGCUGCUGUCUGUCUGCUCUGCAUGUGGCCAGCUCUUCAUUUUCUACACCAUCGGGCAGUUUGGAGCCGCUGUCUUCACCAUCAUCAUGACCCUCCGUCAGGCCUUUGCCAUCCUCCUCUCCUGCCUCCUCUAUGGCCACACUGUCACCGUGGUGGGAGGGCUGGGGGUGGCUGUGGUCUUUGCUGCCCUCCUGCUCCGCGUCUACGCCCGGGGCCGUGUAAAACAAAGGGGAAAGAAGAUGCCAGAGUCCACUGUGCAGAAGGUCUGAGGGAUGAAGCAAAUUAGGACCUUUCAAACAUACCACCGAUUUUCCUCUCCUACUGUAACUUUCUGAGAGGCACUGGCUCAAAGGUAAAAUGCAGGUUUUUUUCUCAGUAUCACAAACCAGCUCUGCAACUGGGGGUGGGGAGCCCCAGAGGCAGCCUUUUCCCUUUGCCUUAAAAGUCACCCAUCUUCCAGUAGGCAGGUUCCUGAGCCCCAAGGUAGAGAUGAGCCCUCCGGGACCUUGAGGUCUAGAGGGCAGAGGUACCUUCUUCCACAGCUGCCUCCCCAGUAAGUUCCCAAGGCAGUGGCAUUGACUGUCACCUGUGCUUUGUCCCCUACCCUCUGACUCCCAGAUACCUGCAUUUCUUACUCUGGUGAGAAAAGCACAAGUGUAGGUUCCAAAUGCUGCUUCCCCAGGAGGGCAGUGGAAUGGUGCUGUGCUGAGGGAGGGGAUGAGCGCCCUACCCAGCUACACCGCACCUUGCCCCUGGGUCCUUGGGCUCUGACCAGUGAGCCAGUUGCAGGUUUUGGUACUUGGAAAAUGUAACUUUUUGCUCCUAUAAUUUUAUUUUAUUAAAUUAAAUUGCUGCAGUGGA